GAAUGCUUACCACAAACCUUUUCUCCCGUGCUUUCGUCCUAAUGUGAAAAUAUUACUUGAGAAUUUCACUUUUUUGUGGCAACUAUCAAGAGAACAGGAUGGUCCCCGAUGUCUAGACGGAACGUAGGGAUUUCUCUCACAUUUCGACAAGUCUCGCGGUGAUGGCGUGCUUCCACCAGGGAUGGAGAAUUUUCAUUCAACAGGGAAUAAAAAUGUCAAGUUAUCCAGACGCGCUGAAGUUUCCCUCACUUUGUUCUCAUUUUCAUCACCAUCAUUCUACAACAUCCAUCUAUCUUCUCGUCUAUUUCGAGAAGCGUCUAUAUCGUAUUGGUGAAUAGAGAAUUGAAUUCUUAGCUGCAUUCAAAGUAUCCACCAUGUCGAACAAGACUUACACCUCACAAGAACUGGGUAUCCACGGGACGCCGUCUCAGACUUCAUUGGAUAAUCCGGGAAAACCAGAUAUCGCAAAUGGAGAGGUCGUCCAUUCGGCUUCAGGCCAUCUGGAUGCCGUCUAUGGUGUCGGCGGCGUGGGACACACACAGAGAAGAUUGAAGGCUAGACAUGUUACCUUUAUUGGUUUUGGUGGUGGCAUCGGUACGGGCCUCUUUAUCGGUACGGGUGCAGCUUUGGCAAAUGCUGGACCUUUGGGUUUACUCUUGGCUUACAGCGUUGUCGGUCUUCUUUUGUGGUGUGUAAUGGAGUCAAUUGGUGAACUGGCCACUCUGUUCCCAACUGCUGGAUCAUUCCCCCAUUUUGCAACUCGAUUCGUCGAUCCCGCUCUUGGAUUCACUCUUGCCAUUUCUUACGGUUAUUGUUACACCAUUGCUAUUGCUUCGGAAGUUUCAGCCGCCGCCAUCGUAGUAUCUUACUGGACCGACAUCACACCCGCUCUCGUGAUCUCUAUAGGACUCGUCGCGAUUUUCCUCAUCAAUAUCGCUAACGUCAAGUUCUACGGUGAAGCAGAGGUCGUCACUGCUUCCAUCAAGAUUCUUUGUUUCUUAGGAUUGAUUAUCGUCUCUAUAGUGAUCACAGCCGGAGGCGCACCCAAUCACGAGUCCGUCGGAUUUAGAUAUUGGAAAGACCCAGGUCCAUUCGUUCCCUACGAUGGAAUCACAGGGAACAAAGGUAACUUCCUCGCAUUCUUUAGUGCAUUCAUCAACGCCAGUUUCUCUUACAUCGGUGUUGAAACCGUCGUUGUCGCCGCCGCGGAAACCGAAAAUCCACAUAAAUCGAUCCCCAAGGCCGUCAAGCGUGUUACCUAUCGAAUCUUGUUUUUCUAUGUCCUCGGUACGCUUCUCAUUGGAAUGAUCAUUCCAUCGAACGAUCCCGCUCUCACAAGUGGUACCGGUAACGCCAAUUCCUCGCCUUUCGUCAUCGCGAUCAAGAACGCCGGCAUCUCCGUCCUCCCAUCUAUCGUCAACGCAUGUAUCCUCACUUCCGCCUGGUCCGCCGGAAACAGUUACUGCUACAUUGGAGCGCGAAUGAUCGUCGCUAUGGCAGUCGAUCGUCAAGCGCCUCAAUGCUUUGCCAAGGUCAACAGAUGGGGUGUACCAUACUUGGCUGUCAUCGUAUCCUUCGCAUUCGGUCCACUGGCAUAUCUAAGUCUCGGUUCGGGAGGCGCAGCACAGGCAUUUACUUGGCUUCUCAACCUCAGUACGGUUGCGGGUCUCCUUGCCUGGAUGACUCUCUGUAUUUGUUACAUUCGUUACCAUCACGCUUGUAUUGCUCAAGGUGUCGAUCGUAAUAACCUCCCUUUCAAAGGACGCUGCCAACCACUCGCCGCAUAUGUCGGUGCCAUUGGCUCCGGAAUCAUCGUCAUCUUCUCUGGCUUCGGUGUUUUCAUUAAAGGCAAUUGGAGCACGGCGGAUUUCAUAGCCAGCUAUAUCGGUAUCGUCAUCUACAUCGCACCAUAUGUUUUCUGGAAAAUCUUCAAGAGCACCAAAGUUUCGAGGUCGAAGGACGUGGAUUUGUUUUCUGGAAGAUUCGAUGCCAGUUCUGCGCCAGUGGAACCGAUACCCACGACUGCGUGGGGCAAGUUCUUGGAUUGGUUAUUGUAAGAUUAUGAGGGGUGAGAGGGGAGGGAGCAGUGGAGUGGUGGAAUUAUGAUUUUUAAUGAUGCAUUUUCAACAACAUGAUACUUAGCGUUUUAACAACACUUAUACCCAGUCAAUUUUAAGUUUAUAUUAUUUUCUUCUCAUAGCCAUACCGCAUAAUUUUUUUGGAAUCAUGAUUCAUUUGUAUGUGUGAUGUGGGAUGUGAUGCGAUGGGAAGUAAAGUAACAAAGCUUGUUAUAUGUUUAACCUACCUGUUACUUUGGAUUUUGUAUAUACCAUACAUAUACAUAUAUACAUACAUCAUAUUUCUCGGAAGCGAAAACAGGACUUGGGGAUUGUGGGAGCGGGGAAUUGGGGAAUUGGGGAAAUGGGUGGAUGGAUGGAUGGAUAGAGUUUGAUUUCAGAGUUUGAUUUUGGUGGUGGGUAGGCGUGUGUGGGAAGGAGGGGGGGGAGGAGGAGAAUAGGGAUGGGGAUGGGUAUGGGCAUGGGCAUGGGGAGAUUUAGGUGUGAGAAAGGGAGGGAGGGUUUAUCUCGAGAGGUUUUGGAUUGGAAAAUGUGAGGAAUUAUGGGGUUAUUAUGUUUGUGGAUUUGGUUCUUUUUCUAUUUGUAUGUGUGUUAGUACAGUAUAGUAUAGUAUAGUAUAGUAUAGUAUAGUAUAGUAUAGUAUUGAGGAGGGGUCAGAGAUGGAGAUGGAGAUGGAGAUGGAAAUCAAAAUAUGGUUAGGGGGGGUGAGAUGUGAUGGGGGUUGCAUAUGCGAUAGUUAUCGUGUCUAUUAUUGAUACUAUGCAUAAUAUGUAUAUUUUGUAUGGUUCUGAAUUAUUCACGUUUGAGCUAUGUAGUUAGUUAUUUACAUAGGUGUGAUUUCUCGAGUUGAUUUUUGAUCUGUCAUGGUACUUGUCAAUUCGUUUUGCUGCUCUGUA
Molecule: messenger RNA, 2974 nt
Organism: Botrytis cinerea B05.10
Lineage: Eukaryota; Fungi; Ascomycota; Leotiomycetes; Helotiales; Sclerotiniaceae
Exons: 3
Coding region: 375-2057 (560 amino acids)
Biological process (GO): amino acid transmembrane transport
Cellular component (GO): membrane
Molecular function (GO): amino acid transmembrane transporter activity
Source: RefSeq, a predicted model, not a curated record